GUUCUCGCAGUAGUGCACGCGUUCUUGUGGUGGGCCGGGCGCUAUCGCGAGAUCUGUGUCCACACGAUCAACCUGCUCGUUGACACAGCAGCAGCAGCAGCGCCGAGCGCAGAAUGUCUCGGUCGGACUGAAAGCCAGAAGAACGGACGAGAGGAAUCGAACAUCUGACCGCACAUGAUGAUAGUAGCGCGUCGAGGUGUUUGGGUGGACUAACGAACACACACACGACGAAGAGGGCGGGAAUAAAUGUUAUGAAGGAAGAAUGGAGUUCCCAGACCAUAGCCGCCAGUUGCUGCAGUGUCUGAGUCAGCAGCGUCACCAAGGUUUCCUGUGUGACUGCACUGUUUUGGUCGGGGAGGCUCGCUUCAAGGCGCACAGAGCCGUGCUGGCCUCCUGCAGUAUGUACUUCCAUCUCUUCUACAGGGACCAGCUGGACAAAAGGGACGUUGUGCAUCUCAACAGUGACAUUGUGACAGCGCCGGCUUUUAGUCUGCUCCUUGAAUUUAUGUAUGAGGGCAAGUUGGAAUUCAGCACUCUUCCAGUGGAGGAUGUGCUGGCCGCGGCCAGUUACCUCCACAUGUACGACAUCGUCAAAGUGUGCAAAGGCAAGCUGAAAGAUAAAGACGAGGAGAAGAUGGGCGAGGCUUUUGGACUCAGCUGUCUGGACCGGGACAAUUCCGCGGACGCCGAGCUGCGCGCUGACAAGCAGCUCGGAAAGCGACGGUCUCAGGGGCUCCCCGGGUCCCCCUCCCCGACGGAACAGUUUGACACGGACAACAGUGAAGCGGGCCUCCCUGUCACCGACUGUGAAAGGUCGGCACAGAACAGGCAGAAGGCAAACGGUCACUCUGGCAGGUCCCCGGACCUUGUAGGUGUCAAUUAUGUGUCAGCGGAGGCCGAGCCCUGCGUCCAAACAGCUGGAAAAACAAAAGCUGAUGUCAGUAGUUCCACCGUAUCGCUGUCCCAGAGGUCCCGGGCUUCGGAUGACAUGGACUGCGCUCUGGAUUUGUCUUUCAAGCCUCUGUCUAGCAGAGAUCCCUUACAGCCCUCCUACAUCUCGGGACAGCUGGCCCUCGACAGCCAGCAGCAGGGCACUGAGCCACUUGUUAAAGAUGAACACGACUUGCUGUCAGAGCAGGAGGACAGUGAGCCGAUGAGCCCUGAGAGCCAGCGCUUUGGGAAUAGUGCCCGGAGCUCAGUGGUGACAGGGUUCGCUGCCCUCUUCCCAGGCAACAACGGCUCCACCGCCGCCCUCCUCUCCCAGGAGGAGGACCUGAUGGACGAAGAGGGGGAUGCCUGCGGGAGGAGGGAGGGCGCCCCCGGCAGGGAGGCAGCCGACGAGAGGAGGGGUCGGCUGCUGGGGGACAGCGAGGAGGAGGAGGAGGACGACUUGGCCUCCUCGGACAUCUCCACCUCCAGUGGCGUGCUCUUGCCGCCGGGCCAACAGGUGUGCGUGUGCCCGCUCUGCAGCAAAGUCUUCCCCAGCCCGCACGUCCUGCAGCUGCACCUCAGCUCGCACUUCCGCGAGAAGGACGGCGCCCGCUCCAAGUUGUCCCCCGACGGCUCUGUGCCCACCUGCAUGCAGUGCAACAAGACCUUCUCCUGCAUGUACACGCUCAAGCGACACGAGCGCACGCACUCCGGCGAGAAGCCGUACACCUGCGGCCAGUGCGGCAAGAGCUUCCAGUACUCGCACAACUUGAGUCGGCACGCCGUGGUCCACACGCGAGAGAAGCCUCACGCGUGCAAGUGGUGCGAGCGCCGCUUCACACAAUCCGGGGACCUGUACCGCCACAUCAGGAAGUUUCACUGCGGCCUUGUCAAAACUCUCUCCAUCAGUUAAAAUGCUGUAUUAUUUACACUCUGGCUGUCUGGAUUCUACCCCCUGUGGCAUUUCUCUUGAUGAAGAUGUAGCAAUUUAAAAAAAAAAACAAUAACUACGCUGGUUGGAUGCAGACUGGCGAACUGCAUCAGUGCAGUGUGGAAGUUGAACAAAGUAGAUGAUGCACUUGUUUGUCUUUGUGUGUUGACUUUACUAGAAGCAUCCUAAUAGAAGAUGCGAACAUUUGUUAAUACAAUCCACUUUAUUUGUGCACAGCCGAACCGUCCUUUUUUUUAACUCCUACUUUAUUAUUAUAAUUAAUAUUAUUUAUUGGGGUAUUUGUAACAUGUCAAAAUCACAAGGCAGCAAAACUAAUGAAGUUGUACUACUGGAGUAUGUUUGUUUUCUUUGUUUGGCUAAAAUAAUACAAUUAUCGUAAUUGAGUAGAAUUACUUGUCCUUUUUUAUUAUUAUGAAUGUGAAAUAACUGAAGGAAAGGCCUAAUUGCUACUUGAGAAAAAGUUGUCCUGUAACCUUGGUGCCUCUUAUUGUACUUAUUGAUGAGCGCCAUCUAUCACCAUGCCUUUUGUCAAAUCCACUCACACAUACCAGAGGAGGUAAUAGGCAGCACCGGAAUGCUAAUUGAUCCACGAGUGCCCUCACAAGAAUGUGACCCAACUAUGUAAAUUAAGCUCUUAUCAAUGACGUUGGUAUUGAUUAGCAGAGGAGUGUUACUUCCUGGCCUAGGUGGAUGCAUUGGGGAUAAUAUGAUAACGUAAUGACCACCAUAGCAUUCUGCAAAAGCUACUGACUUUUUCUUUGCCUUCUUACUGUAUAUGUUAUGUGUUACUACUGAUGAACUUGUUGGCGCCUUUAGUGGUUUAAAAAAAAAAGGUCUUUGGGCAUGAAGGAGGAUUAUUUUUGUCAAAUCUGUCCUGAGAAGACUUGAUCUGAAUUUAUUUAUUACCUUGGUUCAGGGUUUUUUUUUCCCAUAAGCUCAAACUUUGGUACUCACUAACUGGCACUGGGGCUGUUCUUUGUUUUUGUUUCUUUGUGCAAAUCAAGUUACUGUAAUUGUGUUUUAAUCAAGAAAUAUCAGUCACACAGAACCUAGAGAAGCACUUGUUUUUUUAGCAUGCAUAUAGUUUCAACACUAUUGCCUAGGCUGCUAUUACAAUUUGUAUUUUUAAUGUAAAUAUAUAUUCUAUUUGUCUGGCGUGGCGGAGGGCGCCAGGUGCCUUAUUAAAGGCUGCGGUGUUUUCUGGAAGUUUCUCGUCUCAAAGCUUGAGGAGACUGCUAAUUAGAAUCCGAGGGGUUUAAUUUCGACACAGGAAAUAGUUCAUUUUUUUCUUUUCUUUUUUACCCACAAGCCAUAGUGAUUCGGCAUAUAGAAAUGGAACAAUACAAGCUUUGUCUCACACACAAGUCUCAGGUAGUUCUCAAGGGAUCAUUGUGUAUCUCUCGCCGAGCUACUGGGGAUGUGGGGAUGUGGGGGGGGGUGCACGUUUCUGUUGGCGCUUUGCUGUAUUGAAUGGAGCCAUUGGAAUGUGAGAAAUGUAUUUAGGCGAAGGGAAACCAAGGAGACUGUAAACAGGUGUAUUGUUUGGCGGCAUCAAAGUCCUACACCCCCCCACCCACCCCACGCCCCUUCAAACUCCCACAGCAAGCAGUAGAUAAAUGCUUCAUUGUUCUACACAGAGGAGAGGCCGUUGAGGUUUGAUUGUACACCUGUAAAGAGAUUAGAAGAAUGAUCAUCCUGCCAAUAAAACGGGCAAAUAAACAUCUGGAGAAAUUGUGCUUCAUCACCCCUUCUUCUUUGACAAUGGUUUGUCAGAGUGGAACCACUUUAGUCAUGUGGCGUUCCUAUUUCAUGACGUACACAGGCAGGAAUAUGCUGUAGGUCCUCUUGAUUCUUGAAUGUGUACAGAAGCAGAGAAACUAACACGUUUUUUUUUUGAGUAAAAGAUGAGCGGUUAUUUCAAACUCCAGGAUGUUCACCGAGCGUGCCUUUGUCGACACACACACACACACACACAGGUGUUGCAUCUGGAGGAGUCCCUCGCUCCACGACAACGUGCUUCUUUUCCUAACAUAUCACAAGUUUGUUUGCUGCUUUGUGUGAGGUUACUGUUUUGUUAAGUUUUUGUUUUUUAAAAGGGGGGUGGGAGGGACUCUUUAACCAUUUCAUUGUGUGAAUAAAUGGAUUAAUAGAGGACAAGCGUUUGUGUGUGUGUUGGGUUCCAUGAGCUCACUGUUGAAUAUGAACUGCUGAGAUUCUCAUUGUCUUUUGAAACAAAACUCUUGGUCAAAGGCAGCGUUUGCCUAAGUCAUGCUGUAUGAUCUUUUCAGUCGGAAAAUGACUUCAUUAACACUGGAAUGUUGUCUCCUGCAGGUCCCAACUGUGAAAUUGUGUAUAAUCACAAGAACUAUUUAUUAUUACGUCUGCUUCUCUAGCAGCAUCUGAUUUUUUUGAUUAGGUUAUGACGUUUAAAUGUCACAUGAAAAUCAAACUGUAGAAGUGCCAUUAGAAUUUAAUAUAAUGUCUUUUUUAAUAAGAAAGGUAUAUUUUAUAGUAAUUGCUUCAGUGUUAGUGGCGUAGAGAUUAGUUGACAAUCUUUGCUUAGAUAUGGAAGCAAUUCACUUGUUUUGAUUUAUUGUACUGUGCAUUUUAAUUGUUUGACUUGUGUGAGUGUGUGCGGAGGCGUGUGUGCUGUGGAAAUGUGACAAUCUGGAUUUAGGUCUUUAUUGAGAUUAUGCAUAGAAUUAAAUGGAACAACUCUGUG
Messenger RNA from Nerophis lumbriciformis (worm pipefish), 4604 nucleotides. It is a transcript of the gene zbtb42, whose product is annotated as zinc finger and BTB domain containing 42. The record is from RefSeq and is a predicted model, not a curated record. Gene Ontology annotation, biological process: regulation of transcription by RNA polymerase II. Gene Ontology annotation, cellular component: nucleus. Gene Ontology annotation, molecular function: protein binding; DNA-binding transcription factor activity, RNA polymerase II-specific. NCBI's taxonomy places the organism in Eukaryota, Metazoa, Chordata, Actinopteri, Syngnathiformes, Syngnathidae.